CACUACCUGCCUCCAGCUCCUUCCUCUCGACUCCCACAGCUCCUUCCUUUGGCGAACUUGAAUCCGCAGCCUCCUCCUCCACCAUGCUCUAGUAUCGAGUUCAAACAGCUCACCCACGAGCUCCUCCUCUCUUCGUUGAAGCCCAGGCCAGCACCAUCCACUCCGAUGAUGCCUCCUCAUGAUUUUUGAACUUUUCCUCAGCUCAUGCAUGAGCUUCAGCUUGUCCACGCCUCUCAAGCUAAGCAUUGUUACUGUCCCUCUUCCUUUCUCUUGCUCUUUGUUCGUUGCGGUUCUCUUCCUCCCUCUUGUGACAGGCCAUAGAAGCUUCGACAAGCCGCAGAUCGUCACAGGCCUUACCGAGCGUAACAUUGGCUCAACUCCCAGCUUUCGGCUCCUGUCCUCCUCCUAUGCAGCCCAUGGCAGUACCUCACAACUCCAGGCAGCGCCUCAACGGUUUAGACUCGACCAAAAUAAAGCUCCCGUCUCAUUGUGGUGAGCUACGAUGAGAAGAGCUACCUCUACAUUGUGGCCACCCUCUCCAUGGUGGCCAUCAGGUGGGACGUUGCAUAUCAGUUUCGGCAGCUGUUGGUGGCCAUCGAGUGGGACGCUGAGUAUCAGUUUCGGCAGCUGCAAGCAGAUAUUGACAGCCGCGCAAAGGCCGUUGGUGCCAAUCCGUUGGUGGAGGAGUUCCGAAUGGAGCACUUGAAGGAGGCAUUGAAGGCAAUCAAGGCAGAUAACAGGGAGUACUCACUCGUUGACGAAGAGUUCAUGGUACAGAUGGCAAUCCUCAAUCCCGACAGGACUGGAGAGGACGCCAAUGUUGUGGAGAAUGCGCUCUCCCGGGCUUACCCGUACCCGAGCCACAGGGAUGCUGUGGAGGCGGAAAAGUCCAAGCUGCAAAUUGGGCACUCAAGGUCAGAGGAUGCAGGGUGCCACUGCCUUAUUGAGCACCUGAUUGGAGUCACCGAUAGUGUAGCCAAUGAUCGGCCGAGUAGGAAGGUCAAUAAGCUCUUGGUGAAUGAGACGGCAUACGUUAUAUCAGGGUAAGAGUUUAAGGGGUUAAGUUUCCGAUUAAGAAUCGAAAACUGGGGCAUGAAACAUUUGAAUUUCAGGUUUGGAUUCUUUCUUUUUCUGUAAGAUACCUAAGCAAUGCGAGCGAAAUGAAUGAGGGCAUAAGUUGGA
Punica granatum (pomegranate) is the source of this 1182-nucleotide messenger RNA. NCBI's taxonomy places the organism in Eukaryota, Viridiplantae, Streptophyta, Magnoliopsida, Myrtales, Lythraceae. The record is from RefSeq and is a predicted model, not a curated record.